AGUUAGAAGAGAGUAGACAAUCGUACGCAUCCAUGUUCAGCGAAUGCACCUGUGCCCACUAAUCAUCAUGAAAAAGACAAGCUGGAAAACUAUAUAGACGUUGCAUGGGACAUUUAUUUGUAUUAGAUUUCAAAACACUGUUACAACACGAGUAGUACGUGGCUGAAUUUAACCUUCGGCAUCUAGCAGUUUCUCCGGCAAAUUCUAAAGACACCUUUUAAGUAUAGUGACGUUGGUAUGGACCACUUCUUUCCAGUUGCACGCCGACACCGACGACGCCUGGACGUUGGACAGAGGUCUGACAAAAGCUGACCGGAAUACGCAGAUGUUUGCCUUACUUUGGUUAACUAGGUUCACGUUGUUUCCGUUCUCCAUCAACACAAGAAUCAGUAGAACCCAUUCAAAGCGAGGAAAUGCAAGCCAUCGAGUUGACUCCGUUGAUGAACAAUGUGUUGGCAACCGAUUUGGAAUGCACCGUGACCGAUGUGGUGGAAGCUAAUGAGAGCCAACGUCGAGUUCCUUCGUCCAACAGUUUGGCUUCUCUCUCCGCAAUGGAAUCGGCUCCACGCAGCAACCGACCAGAAGAAAAAGAAAUGGUGGCUUCCAUUCGGGUGUAUGAACCGGAUUGUGAUGCUGGACUGUUUGAGACAUCGCUCCAGCUAAACAAAAACAAUCAACGUCGUGCGUCUGUUCAGAGACUGGGACACACUGUGGAACAGGAUGAUGCGUCCGUGGAAAUGAUGGAAAAUAAGACUACGAGUCGCAAACGAUAUUCGUUUACCCGCUGCAACAACGUUUCACAUUUUCGACGAUUACAGUCCACUUCACGAUGCGGGACACGCGAUGGAACUCCCAUGCCCAGCACGUUGAACGUGGCCACUGUUCCGCAAACUUUAUCUAUCCGAUGGAAAGAACGUGGAGACAACGCAUUGCUGACGGUUAUCAGCGCCCUUUAUGCCAAACUGUUGGUCGUCAUGGGUCUGGCCUUCCCCAUGACGGAGGUAAUCUCCAAUCACGUACCAUCGUUUUCAUAUUUGGGAUUUUAUUUGUACCUUUAUUUUGGUUCCAUCGCCUACUUCCUAUUUGUUUUCUUCACCAUGUUGAAAAAUCGGGCAGCCAAGGGAAACCGUUACUUUGGAUGUGGAAGUAUCAAAUCGCCCAAAGUGUUGGAGCUCAAAGACAUGACGGAUUGCUGCUCGGAAGAAUCUCCGCCACGGGCCAUGGGGAAAAUGUCCAGUCAACAUUACGGAUCAUUUUAUCUACGCAUUGGAGCAGUCGCUUUCGGAGUGGGAUCGAUGAUUUACUCCGGAUUGGAAUUCGCGCAGUAUUUCGAGACCGAUCCUGGAAGUAAAUGCCAUAACAUUUUAAUGGCAGCCACGCCCGCUGCCCGAAUGGUAUUUACAUUCAUUCAGAUGUACUUUAUUUUCCUGAAUGCAAAGAUGGCGGUAUACUGUAAGCCACGAGCCAUUGCUUAUUUCGGCUUGAUGCACAUCGUAGCCACUAAUCUGUGCGUUUGGUUAAACGUCAUCAUCGAAGAAACUAAACACGAGAUUCUUCACCAGUUUUCCAAUCAUGACUCCGACUCUAGCGGACAUCACGAUCAGAGCUCAUCUCAAAAGUCUUCAGCAACGGUCGUAAAGCGACACGCCGAGGCUGUUUUCGAGUAUACGGACACGGUUGGAGAUUCUUCGCUUGUGGAUGAAUGCAAACGAUCUGACAUGAUGGGCAAUGUCGUGCAAGAUGCCAGCCAGUUCCUUUUUCCAUGCGCUAUUGAAUACUCGCUGAUUUGUGCCGCCAUUCUUUACGUCAUGUGGAAGAAUGUCUCCAUGGACGAUAACGAUGAAAUUUACAAGCGGAGCAAUUCCGGCGGAUCGGCUGCGGGUCGACGUUCGCGACACCAGUACUCGGUUGAUUGUGCCAAAGCUAACAAGGGCCUGUUUGCCGGCAUUUUCAUCCUGGUCGGCACCAUUAUUAGCCUCGUACUCUUCUUCGCCUUGAUAAAUAAUCCGAAUUUUCGGGCGUUGGCCAUCAUGGAAGUAGCCGUCUCUCGAUUAUUGCUCUUCUGCUUGGCAUUUUUUGCCACCCUGCUCGGCAUUUUUCAGAUACGCGAACUGGAAUUCGAUUCUUCACGUCAUUUCGGAUUGGACGCCGUACUGUUGGUGGUGGCUCAAAUUGGGUUAAUGGCGUACAAGUUAUUCACGGUGAUCGCUUGCUGUUAUUCGGUGAAGACGGAAGAUGAUGAAAAUUCAACUCUGGUCCUAUUCAGUGCCCUUGCCGCUCUUUUCCAAGCAGUGACGCAAACCUUAUUCAUUCUGGACGCAUCGAGACGUCACACUUACACGGCCGAUCAGCAAUCCCGGAAGCCUGGGCGUGAAGUCGUGACUUUCCUAUUGAUGUGCAACUUUGCCAUGUGGACGGUCAAUACGCUGGAAAAGUCUAGGGCGGACGCGAAUCCACUGCAGCUGGAAUUUUUCGGGCUUUGGCCGUGGAUCAUCAUCAUGAAUGUCAGUAUGCCUCUGACCAUUUUUUAUCGAUUUCACUCCACCGUAGUCCUCUGCGAAAUAUGGAAACGGUGCUACAAAGUCAAGCCUGAUUUUAUUUAACCUUUUUUUAGACUUGUAUACUGUAAGAAUUGUUUUUAUCUGACUAAUAUACUUUGUACCAUCAUCAUCCCCGUACACCUGUUCAUUACAUAUGUCAUAUACUCCGUACCAUUUUCUAGCCGUCGCCAAUAGAGACAUGUUUCAAAAAUCGUUAAUUAUAAAUCUAGCCUUCCCUGUAAGUGAUGAGAGUGGCAUUAACUUACCGAGUGCAAACAUGUGUUCGAUUGUGGUCUUUCGCGUCAUUGGCUUCAGUGUAUAACUCGUAAUCCAUGUAAACUACAUAGAUGAAUGCCAUCUGUAUUCUUGCCCAACUUCAAUUGUCUCUUGAAUUUUCUGCACAUUUGGCCUACGUCUGUUGCAUUACUUUGCUGUUCUUGUUAAACUUUUCAAUUAUUCUCAUCCUAAUAACCCAUGCGUACUUUUUUGUGUCUUCUUUAAUUUUUGCCCAAAUAUUUCAGUUUGUCUAAUAAUAUAUGUCAAGCUGAUCACAGCAGUAUUGUUAGCAAAUGAAUACAGAUAAAUUACAUAACUACGCCGAUGAA
Messenger RNA from Daphnia magna, 3145 nucleotides. RefSeq names its product proton channel OtopLc. Gene Ontology annotation, cellular component: membrane. Gene Ontology annotation, biological process: proton transmembrane transport. The transcript is spliced from 15 exons. Lineage: Eukaryota; Metazoa; Arthropoda; Branchiopoda; Diplostraca; Daphniidae. The coding region runs from base 414 to 2603 and encodes 729 amino acids. Gene Ontology annotation, molecular function: proton channel activity. The record is from RefSeq and is a predicted model, not a curated record.